Morone saxatilis (striped sea-bass) is the source of this 4656-nucleotide messenger RNA. RefSeq names its product UDP glucuronosyltransferase 5 family, polypeptide D1 (gene ugt5d1). Bases 1578 to 3170 code for a protein of 530 amino acids. Lineage: Eukaryota; Metazoa; Chordata; Actinopteri; Moronidae. The record is from RefSeq and is a predicted model, not a curated record. The transcript has 3 exons. Gene Ontology annotation, molecular function: UDP-glycosyltransferase activity.
UCUUUACGGAAAUCAGUGAAAGAAGCAAAGAAACCAGAGUGAACUCAAGAACACAGAUAAACGGUAUUAUGAUUACUGACUAACAAGCUUUGUGGUUUACUGAUUAACCGUUUAAAUCGUUGAAAUGAUAACAUCUCAUUGUUCCAGCUUCUCAAAUAUGAGGAUUUACUGUUUUUGUUUAUCUUAAUUACAGUAAACUGAAUCAUUUUGUAAUGGACAUUUCUGACAGUUUCUGACAUUUUGCAAACCAAAACACAGAUAGACUGAUGAAAGAAACAAUCAGCAGAUUCAUCCAUAAUAAAAUCAAGUUGCUUAUAUAAAAUAGUAAAAGGUCAACCACGUACAGCAGUAAAAUGCUGCUUAAACAUUAAUUCAUCAGUAUUGAUGAUGUCUGUAUAAUGGGGCCAUUUUUCCACAUUAAGUACUUUAAGUACAUAUCCCGAUAAUACACACUUACAUACAUUAAGUAAUAUUUUAUGUAAAGUACUUUAAUUUUAUUUAUUUCCCUGACUUUUGUUGUACCCCUUUUGUUCUUUGCACUAUCCAUGCUGCUGUAACAAACCAAAUUUCCCCGUUGUGGGAUAAUAAAGGAUUAUCUUAUCUUAUUUUCGAUGCAGGAAUUUUACUUGUAAUGGAGUAUUUUUACAGCAAGGUAUUAGUACUUUUACUCAAGUCAAGAAUCUGACCUUCUCCACCACUGAUAUGAGAGUACGUUCCUCAGGUCAACUGAGUUCAGUUCUGAGACCUGCAACCUACAUUCAUAGCAGUUAUAUUUGGCACAAAUUUCAGUAAACAAACUUCUAGGUCAAAACCCUGAAUAUAACUGCAUGUCAAGCUAAAGGCAUGAUAGCUUAUACAUGUACUAUAUCUGAGAAACCCAUUCAUAAUUUUUGCAGGUAUUUAUUUACACUUUUACCAUUGUAUGUGUGAAACUCAUGUGGGUUAACAUUACGCAACCCAGUCUAAUGAUCUUAUGAAAGAGGUCAGAGGUUCUUCUGAUGUAAGCAUUGUUCUUGCGUGACAGGGAGAAACACAUUCACAAAACUAAACUACACAGAAGUUUAAAAAAAUUAACUAACUAUGAUGACAUGACGAAGAAGAAAGCAUCACUUUGUUUAUUAUCUGCAGAACAUUCAUGGCAGCACCAUAGCUUUGUGUGACACGUGUCACAUGUAACUCAUUUACCUGUUAAAGGACCGAUCAUCUCUGUGACUGGUAGUUUGAACUCCAGGUCAACAUAGAUGAUCGGUCCUCCUAUGUAAGGAAUCUUUUAGAUGGACUGUCAGUCUGCGAGCACAUAGGGUUACUGCUGCCACUCCUGAGCACAGGUAAGUAAAUUUCAGGAACAUGUUGCAUGCUGUGCAACAUGUAAGCAUGUUGUGGCUUAUUAUCAUACUAUACUUUCUUAUCAGUGCUUGAAAUUUUCCUACUGGUUACAUCACAAAAUAGAUGCAGAUGCACGUUCAUUUUACCAGCAGAACUGUUUCAUUACAGAUCAUACCUGAUCUUCCAGAUGAUAUGUUGAAGCUGAAGAUGUCUCUUAUGUUACAUUUUCUCUGUCUUACAUUUUAGGAACCAUGCCAUUGCAAAGUGUGUGUGGAAUAAUUGUAUUCCUCAGUGUUUGUCUGAUUUCCUUCACACCACCUUGUGAUGGAGGAAACAUUCUAGUGUUCCCAGUAGAUGGCAGCCACUGGAUCAAUAUGAAGAUCCUGCUGGAAGAACUUCAUGCCAGGGGACACAGCAUGACUGUGAUAAGGGCCUCCACCAGCUGGUACAUCCCAGAAAAGUCUCCUCUCUACAAAUCCAUUACCCUCGAAAUGGAUGAAGGUUUAGAGAACUUUUUUGAUAUUUACCUGCAGGAACACAUGAGGGCGCAGAGAGAGGGGGCUUCAGCACUUACUUUCUUCAAACUCACCAAGGAUUUCCUUUCUAUGAUUUCUAAGGCCCAUUUAAUGUGGUCUGAGGCCCUUGUUCAAAUCUUUGAUGAUGAAAGAAUGAUCCAAAGCUUAAAGGAUUCCCAGUAUGAUCUUGUUCUCACUGACCCAGCCAUAGCACCAGGGGUUUUACUAGCCAAGUAUCUCAAACUGCCCAUGGUGCUCAAUGUUCGCUGGAUCACCAGCGGAGAAGGUCACUUUGCGAUAGCCCCCUCACCACUCUCUUACAUCCCAGUGCCAGGAUCGGGCUUAACAGACAAAAUGAAUUUCAUCCAGAGGGUCAAGAACAUGCUUUUCUACAGCAUUAUACUGUUCCAGCAGAAAUUCAUGGUGGGACCAUGCUAUGAUACCAUCUGUAAUAAAUAUAUUGAGGGUGGAUGUGACAUCAUCUCGCUUCUUCAGGAAGCAGACAUUUGGCUGUUCAGGUCAGAUUUUGUAUUUGAAUUCCCUCGGCCCACAAUGCCAAAUGUCAUCUACAUAGGAGGGUUCCAGUGCAAACCAGCCCAACCCCUGCCAGCGGACCUGGAAGAGUUUGUUCAGAGUGCAGGGGAGCACGGAGUGAUCAUAAUGACUCUGGGAACGUUGGUUAACGCUUUGCCCAAAGAGGUUGCAGAUGAAAUCGCCAGCGUCUUUGCCAAGAUGCCUCAGAAGGUGAUAUGGAGGCACAAAGGGGAACGUCCCUCUACUUUGGGCAACAACACCCUGAUAGUGGACUGGAUGCCACAGAGAGACCUCCUGGGCCACCCACAUACCAAAGUCUUUGUAGCUCAUGGAGGAACCAACGGAGUCCAGGAGGCCAUCUACCAUGGGAUUCCUGUGCUCGGCAUUCCCUUGUUCUUUGACCAGUAUGACAACCUUCUCCGUCUGCAGGAGAGAGGAGCUGGGAAGAUCAUUCAGCUAGGUGAUGUUAGCGGUCGCAGUUUCGAGCAAGGUCUCAGCGACGUGCUCCAUCAAGACAGCUACACACAGAACAUGCAAAGACUGUCCUGUUUACACAGAGAUCAGCCAAUGACACCCAUGGAUCAGGCCGUUUUCUGGGUGGAAUAUGUGAUGCGCCAUAAAGGGGCUCCUCACCUGCGUACAGAGGCUUAUAAGAUGCCCUGGUACUCAUACUACUGUUUAGAUGUCUUGCUGCUAUUGCUGACUGCAACGACUGUACUACUUCUCUCUACUUUGGCCAUUUUCAGGUUCCUAUGCUGCAGAAGUAGAAGAAAGACCAAAACCAAACAACACUGAUUAAAGUCAACAUUGUUUAGAAAUAUGCUUCAAUUAGUUCUUUAAAGCAUUGAACUUAGACAAAAAUGUAAAGUAUCUUAUUUGAUCAAUACAUAAGGAACUGCUUUUGUUUAUUAUUACUACUAUAAUAGGGGAUGUUCUGCAUUGAAAACUACAAUAACUCACUCUAAGAACACAAUACUGUAAUUUAGGUCUUGCAGUCUGUAACUUUAUCUUCAUUUCACAUAUGUCUUGGCCUCACAUGACAUGCCCACAUUCCAGCCGAAGCCCUAAAUCCUAAAACACAUGCCCACACUAUAUGCCAGACAUCACAGCUGGCCUGUUUUGGGAAGGCUAUGAGGCCACAUUUCCACUGGGCCAGAGAUACCAAUUCUGUAGGUCAUUAUCUAGUCAGGAAGAUUUGAUUAUGAUAAGAAACUAGAAAGAAACCUUCUGUUACUGUACAUGCAAUAAAAGACAACACAGUAUUUUCUUUUAGAUGCCUGUGGUAUAUGACUGUGUGAGAAACAGCAAAGAUAAUCUCAAUAUCAAGAACACAUGUAUCCCUACCAAUACGCCACAGGCAAUCCAGUUUUAUGGAAAACCUGGAGAUCGAUUAUGUCCUGCUUAUUAUUCUUUAUAUUUAUAUCAAUCCAUAUAAAUUACAUCAUCUUCUAAACUAAAAUUAAUGCCACCAAGAAGACAAACCUCAAAAAUGACUAUGGAAAAUCAUAAUUUCAGAAUAUAGAUCGUAUUAAAACCAUUUCCCUUUCCCAAACAGUCCAAAAACAGAUGCUUUGAAACAAUCAGUGGCUGGAAAGGAAAACUCUCUUUGAUAAAGCAUAAGCUCAUAUGGUUUUGAUUUAUAAGAUGAGUGAGGUUGUCUUGGUAAAUGCUACUACAAGCUAAAUUACAUUUCACUAAUAAUUCUGCGAUGCACUGCUUGAGACUCCUCCGUUUGCUGAUGAGGAAAGCAAAUCUGUGAAAAUAUUCAAAGGUACGAAGGCAGUGAGGUGAUUUAUAAGGCUUGGAACCACAUUAAGUAUAACUUUCAAAAGAAACACAUAUGAUGAAAUAGAGAAGAAUUGUGUGUGUGGGUGUGUGUGUAGGUGUAGUGGCAUGUGUUGAUUUUAAUGUCUUGUAAUCCGGAAAAGUCUGUUGUGAAUCAAAUAAAUAUGGGAAAGUCAAAUAAAUGAUCGCAACCCUGCCAAGUUAAUACAAUACAUCAUGAUCAUACACCACCUUGUAGGAGUGUCUACCUGUUUCUGGCAGUUAUGAAUUAUAUUUUCAUGGUCAAUGAUUUGAUACACAUACACAUACAUUUGUAACAAUCCAGUACUCAUUGAUUCGUCUCAGUUUGGCUUUUGAUUUAAACUUGACUGGAAAUACUAAUAGACCUUAUCGUUUUUCACAUUAUUUCACUAUAUUGUGUAUUUUCUUACAAAUAAAAUGUAUUUUUUAUUAGGUAGUUAGUUAUUAAGGAGCAGCUGUGCUUUGUUAACAUAGU